Molecule: messenger RNA, 276 nt
Organism: Linum tenue
Lineage: Eukaryota; Viridiplantae; Streptophyta; Magnoliopsida; Malpighiales; Linaceae
Source: the annotation of a GenBank genome assembly
AUGGCGAAGAGCAAGGACGACAUCAAGUACGGGACGGCGCAGGCGAAGUUAUCUGAAGACGAGGCGAUGAGGAUUCGGUACGAGCACGGCACUCCGUUGGAAGGCGGCAAGAUUGCAGACUCCCAGCCGGUGGAAUUGUUCUCUGGUGCUCAUAGAGUCGCCGAUGCUAACGCUGAUGAAAGGGAUUCCUCCGGCGGUGGUCAGUCUCAGCCGGAUCGGCCGGGGAGAAAGCUACCGAUCUUCCCACCGGAGCCGGCUGAUGGAGAAUCGGGAUAA